UUUUUAUUAAACAAUAAUGGCAUCUAAUCCUGAGCAUAAACAUUUCAUAGAAAGACUAACAAGUCUAUCGGUAUGCUGCAUUUUGAAAAAUAUAUGUUGCAUCUAACACACAUAAUAGAAACAACGAAUUUUAGAAUCGAGAUAUACAAAGAUCUUUACCGUCUCUAUUGUUUUGACUACACUUAUAUGUAUUGUACUCGAAUCUAUUAUCGUAUCAUCCCAUGUAUCAGCAUAUAACGAACUGCUCAACACGAAUGCAAUAAGAGACAUUCCAAACACUUCGGUGGAUCCAGAAAAAAAAUAUGAGGCUGACGAUGCAGAUAUCACAAUAGCCAUUGGUCUACGAAGACUAAAAAAUGAAAAUGUCUUUUUUAUUCUUUUCUCCUUAUUUCAACUUGUGUUGGGUUUGGAUGCUAUUGUCCGGCAAAGUGUGAUACAAUUAAUGGCGCAUACAUGUAACCAAGUUCUCGCUGUUGUCUUUGCCGCAAUUCAAGUUGGGAGCACAAUCAAAAAACACUCUGAUGUAAAAGAAGAUAUUCCUCCUCCUGAAGAUCCCAAUGUCAGUUGGGACUUCAUUUUGGCCCUGAGGAAUGAGAUUGGCUUGGUUUCAAUCAUGACACUUUUAUCAUUCUUGUUCAUGUACCUAUGUUAUAAGUUAUACAAACAAUUUGGAUGGAAUAUUUAUAAGAGAAUUGGUGCUGAUAUUGAACAACAAGUGCGUUUUAGGCUUACUCAGAUUUACUUUCUCAUUCUAAAAUUAGACGCUUUCUUUCAUUUUGUGUUGUGUGUCUUUUAUGCUGUUGUUAUGACUCAAGAAAAAUACUAUACUCUUUGGGGCGUCAUUGACCGAAAAUUCAUCGGCUAUGUCAUUCAUAUCAUUUUAACCAUUUUAUUAAUUCCGGGCUUACUGUUUGCGAGAUUCGGAGUGAUCACGGAGAACAAACGAGUCAUUAUGGCUUUCUUGGUGACACAAGUGAUUAUGGGUUUGGAUUUUAUAUUGAUCAUGGUCGACAGUGCAGGCUCUUGGGUAUUUUGGAACUUGGCAGUGUGCCUUGCUAUUAUUUUGUGUAUUGCUACUUUUGUACUGUCCAUUAUGGUUCAACAUAAUUUUGGUAAAGGAUUGAAGCCUUAUUUACAACGCUUGUUUGUCGAUGAAAAUGAGAAGCAGAAUAGCCAAGCAGGAAACAACGAAGCACUUCUCAAGACACAAGAUUGGAUGAUUGAUGAUGACGAUGAAGAAGUAUAUCCUGCAGCUACUAAUGCAAAAGAUAGCAUUUAUCAUGCUUAACAUGUACCAUAUGAUUUGUUAAAUGUAAAUAUGUUUUUUUAAUUGCCAACAAGCAUUAAUUUGUUCUCUCUUGAAAAAUAAACUAAAAAAGAUGCGCUUUUAGGCUUUCAAUGUCUCGAGAAAAGAAAAAGAAUGUCAUUGUUGGCAUUCAUAAAGAUCGAGAUAUGGAUGAUUUAUAAACCUCAAUGGACAUAAUAGUCAAAGUAGAAAUAUUAUAUAGUCCAAAAGACAUGCAGCAACAAGAAAAAAAUGUUAUGAAUUAGGUGUACAAAUGCACAUUAAUGAUUGAAACGAAUGUGUCGUUAAUUUUAUUAAUUCAUGCAAAUGAAAAUGUAGCUUUUGAAUAUGUUACAAAUUACUUAUAUUCAUAAUUCCAAUUUGAUUAUUCACUUUUUUAUAAUAAAAAGAUACAUCCAGC
Gilbertella persicaria is the source of this 1706-nucleotide messenger RNA. RefSeq lists its product as uncharacterized. Gene Ontology annotation, cellular component: Golgi apparatus. NCBI's taxonomy places the organism in Eukaryota, Fungi, Mucoromycota, Mucoromycetes, Mucorales, Choanephoraceae. Bases 443 to 1288 code for a protein of 281 amino acids. The record is from RefSeq and is a predicted model, not a curated record. The transcript is spliced from 7 exons.